CCCUUAGUGCAGCGUACGUAAUUCGCAAUAUAGGUUCAUCGGUUCAUCGGUAGUGGCAGAACCAGACAACCAUGCCGCAGAACGAGCAUAUUGAGCUUCACCGAAAGCGCUAUGGCAGACGUCUUGAUUAUGAGGAGCGAAAGCGCAAGAAGCAGGCGCGCGAGGUGCACAAGCGCUCCGAGUAUGCGCAGAAGGCUCUGGGUAUUAAGGGCAAGAUGUUUGCCAAGAAGCGCCAUGCUGAGAAGGCCAUGAUGAAGAAGACAAUUGCCAUGCAUGAGGAGCGGGAUAACAAGCACAAGGCUGUGGACGGCGCGCCGCAGAAUGCUGUUCCAGCGUAUCUGCUGGAGCGUGAGCAGGUGGACCGCGCCAAGGUCCUUAGUAACACCAUCAAGCAGAAACGGAAGGAGAAGGCGGGCAAGUGGGAGGUACCGCUUCCGCAGGUUCGACCAAUUGCAGAGGACGAAAUGUUCAAGGUGCUCAAAUCCGGCAAGCGCAUGAAGAAGUCCUGGAAGCGCAUGAUCACCAAGGUGACAUUCGUGGGCCAGGGCUUCACCCGAAAGCCCCCCAAGUACGAGCGCUUCAUCCGACCGACCGGCCUGCGCAUGAACAAGGCGCACGUCACUCAUCCGGAACUCAAGGCGACCUUUUGCCUGGAUAUUAUCGGCGUGAAGAAGAAUCCAAACGGCCAGAUGUACUCGCAGUUGGGUGUUGUCACGAAGGGCACGAUCAUCGAGGUGAACGUCAGCGAACUGGGUUUGGUCACGCCCGGCGGCAAAGUGGUGUGGGGCAAGUACGCGCAGGUCACGAACAACCCCGAGAACGACGGCUGCAUCAACGCGGUCCUCCUUGUAUAAUUAUACUCUACACGUUAACCGUUCGGGAACGGUUGGUAGGCAUAGCUACCGGGAAUAAUAUUGGGAACGUGUUGGCUGGCGAGGUGUGAAGCCUUCAUGUGCGAUGACUUGGGAGUUCCAGGAGCGUUGACGUGAGGUUGCGACAUGCCGUUUACGCGGAACAUCUUGGCUAGUGUAGAGGGUAGUGGUGAGGGCGUUUUACGGGUGCCUCGCUGUCUUUGGGAGUCGAUGCUGGCAACCCAACUGCAUGUUCGUCAUCUCGGGACUUGUCGUGUACAUAUUGCUACCUGCAUCGCGUUGGAACUGUUUGACCGUGUGCUUGACCUGGCUUGAGAGUGGACAUUGUGGAUCCCGAAGCGAUCCCGAAAGAUUUGGGGGCCUGGGGACCUGCACAACGGGACGUCUGUGAACGACUAGCCGCUGACGUUAGGGCGCUUCGGCGCCAGCUUCGUAACUGAAACUCAACCCGUGCACUUCAUCGUUUGGCCUUUGGACGCACACUUGCUGACCAGCUUGAUUCAUGAUUUCACCCUUGGAAAAGGUAUUUUCAACGGCUCUGCGCUGCUUGCCGGAUGAUGCUAUUACGGAUUUAGACGGGACGCUGUAGAGAGAGGCUUCGUCCUCCCCUGUCCCGUGUGCACCGUCGCUUGUAAACUACUAAGGAUACAUUAUGGCGUGUGGUGCAUAAUGAAGGCAUACUGUAAAAAUUCAUUAUGGAU
This is a messenger RNA of Volvox carteri f. nagariensis, 1573 nucleotides long. RefSeq lists its product as uncharacterized. The transcript has 3 exons. The coding region runs from base 72 to 854 and encodes 260 amino acids. The record is from RefSeq and is a predicted model, not a curated record. Gene Ontology annotation, biological process: maturation of 5.8S rRNA; maturation of LSU-rRNA. Gene Ontology annotation, cellular component: nucleolus; preribosome, large subunit precursor. Lineage: Eukaryota; Viridiplantae; Chlorophyta; Chlorophyceae; Chlamydomonadales; Volvocaceae.